GGAUCAAGUACAGGUACUGUUUUAUUAUUACAGAGAAAAGGGAAUCAUUUAACCAUGAAAUAAACCCAAUAGGGAUAUUCCAAUUUCCAAGACCUUUAUUAAUUGUCGCACAACAUAUGUAGUCUAUGCUCUCACUUGUCCGUGUAACAAAGUUUAUGUGGGGCGGACUAUAAGAUCAGUGGGAAGUAGGGUUAAUAAGCACAUCCGUAACAGUAAAGCAGGGAGAAUGAACCAUGGGGUAUCGAGACAUUUUAAGCUGUUUCACAAUAAUAGUGAUCCCAAAGGGAUAUUCUUUAUGGAAGUGUAAAAAUAAUUGUAUAUUUAUUAUAAAUAAAUCAAUGUGUUACAUCAAAGUAGAUGUAGUAUAGAAUAGUAUGCAGGCGGGUAUAUAGAGGGGGUUGGCCCAUAGGAACCCAAUAGUCCAUGAGGAAUCGCAGAGCGCGAAACGCGUCGGACUGCCUGGAGAGAGGACCCGUAUUGACAGACUCGGCACCUACCGGUGACGUCACCGAAGGGAAAGGAACAGCGUGUGAGUCGCAUCCCUCAGCCAAUGUGCCUCUCUCUGUCUUAUCCCUAGUAAGUUCCCGGCCGGGACAAGGGGGGUUGUGUAUUUGUUCUUAUGCCCAGUUAGGGCUCUGUUUUAUUGUGUGCUUGUAGUUACUUGGAGGCUAUGAGAUAAUUGAAUACCAUAUAGUGUGCAAUUUUAUCUCUAUAUGCACGCCUGCAUUCUUAGUAUUUGCACAGAGUAAGAGGGAAAACAAGGGUUUUAUUUGUGUAACUUCUUUAUUAAAUAUCCCUCAGUGGGGCUAAGAGCCAUAUAUUGGCUAUAGGCGGUGUAAUACUGCAUCUGAUAUCUGGAGAAGUUAAUUAAGGAUCCAAUUAAUUGUUUUAUGGUGUUUUAAGCUCCUCACUUUUUUAUUCUAAUAAUUGGGAUAUACUGUGGGAUUUUUAAUUCAGUGUAUUUCUAUUGAUUUUCCCUCUUGAUUUCCUCAUAUAUGGGUCAGAGCAAUGAAUUCUCUUUUAAACACUCUAAUUGAUUUCUCCUGAGGGAAUGAUAUGCAUUAACUGGGAAUUCAAUAAUAAAUCAUUGGGAAGUAAUACAUGGUUUCUGUUACUAUAUUUAAUGUCUUCUGCCCUAUGUGAUUUUCUCUUGUAUAUAUAAUCUAAUUGGUAUUUUUAAUUAGUGGUGUAUAUGAUUUUUUUUUUUAUUAUUUAAAAUUGAUUCUACUUUGAUGUAACACAUUGAUUUAUUUAUAAUAAAUAUACAAUUAUUUUUACACUUCUUUGGGUGUUUUUAGCGCCAACUCCUUUGGAGAUAAUUUGUGUAUGCACUAUAGGAUUAGUAGGGAGGAGGGCAGCUACAUCUAAUUAUUAAUGUUGGUUAAUGGCAAUUUAGCACUGCAAAAAUAUAUAUAUUUUUUUUUUCUCUUUCUUACAGUCCUUCCUUCUAGACCUUAAUAUCUAUAUUGUUGUGUUUUGUAAUCUUUAAAGCGCAGAUAAGGUUUGCCUUGAUAUUCUUUAUGGGACUGGAGCAUAUUUCUCCCAAGUUAAGAGGUGGAGACGGAUUUACUAGAUUAAGACAACGAGAAAACGUUUGGAUUUUUAAAUUGAAUACAUUGCAUCCGGAAGGACUCAAUGUAGAUUUGGACUUGGCGGCAUUUUAAAUUCAAUUUUAAGCUUAUUUUUGGUCAAUUAUUGGAUUCCUGGUAUUUAUUUAUUUCUAAUUUAUCUACAUUUUAAGUAGGAAUAUGCUUGAUAUGGGCUGUUUUAACGAGACAUCUCUUUAUUUCUUUAUGAUUAGCGGAUAAGUAGUAUAUAAAUAAAUAAUAAAUAAACAAACAUACAACUCUCCCAAUCUUUGGGGAGAGGGAUGAUGGGUUAUAUAUGGGUAAUAUAAAUUCUUCCAUCUGACACAAUGCCAUAACACCAUGGCCUUUUGCGCUAAAGAGAGAGGGGUUGCUAUGGCAACGCGCGUUGUUUCCAUUGUACAUAUCGCUUUACCAGCGCUAGAUUGAGUUCCCUACAGUAUUUCCCAUAAGUUUUACUCUUGCAGCCCCACUAUGUAUUAGGCGCUUCUACAUUCACUUACUGGAGGUUCCCCUAUGUCUAGUUACCCACCCUUAUGCCUAUUCUAAUAGAGGGAACAAAAAAAGCACAAUAAAAGCUCUGGGGGUGCCAAAUAAGAGCUAUGAUUGGUUAGGGGGUCAAGUGCGGGGUAUGGCACAUUAUUUAGCAUACAGGCCUAUCCAAUGGCGCUAUAGCUGUGCAUAAAUCUAUAUAACCCCUGCCCCCAGAUGUCACACUGUACGUACCUGUACCCCACCUUACGAGCUCUGGUACAAGCCACUACACAGGUCUCCUACCACCAGUUACCCCACCCCUAACUCUACGAUCCAAACAGCCCGCCUCCGCAAGCUUAACCAAUCACGCACCCAGUUCAAUCCAGAAUCAUUGAAGCAUCCAAUCCGCUAGGGCGAUACUUGAGUCGGCCCGCCCGCUCACCAGGUGUCUUCUGGGAAUUGUAGUUUAUUCUAUCGCUAUCCACAUGUGUUUAAACUACAAUUCCCUCAGGUUUAGAUUCCAAAACGAAUACCCGAUAUGCAAAGGAGAAUUAUGACAACAUGUCUUUAUCUUCAUAACAGUAUAUGUAUUAUAAUUUCAUUAAUACAUUAUAAUUAUCAUUGCUAAUGAAAGAUUUUGAUUUAACUUUUCCUCUACAUAGGAAAUAGGCGUGUGAACAUUUGUGACACUUAAUUCCAUUUUUAUCCCAACUCCACCCCCAUUCGCAGCCAUUCUAUAGAUUAUACUCCAGUUCUGGAAUUGUAAAAACUUUUUACACACGGAUGAAACAACCGUUUGCAAAACCAGGUGAAGAUCUCCUUUAUCUAAAGGAAUGUUCAUGUAGCGCCAUCUAUCGGCUAUUUUUCACAUUACAGGCUGUUAUUAAUCCACAUAGCUUUAACUAGCGCGGAGGGAUACCUGGAGAUUAUACAACCAGCCUCUUUAAUCCUUUAGGGCCCCAAUUUCACAUUACAAAGUUGCAUCAGGACUUUAUGGACCUAGGAAUGAUACGGACUGGAGCCUGGAAUUUACUGUAAGUACUGGAUGUGCUGAAGGAGCUGCUGGGCUUCAGGAAGGGGACUGGGUACUAGGAAGCCCCAGGGGGGGCAAUUGCAACAGGAAGUUGCCUGAGAGGGGGCACAUCAUUGGGCCUUUCAAAACGAGGCUGCAGAGACCCUAGUGGCACAGACUGGGGGCUUUCUGGUAGGAGGUGUCUGUUGAAAUUAGAAAUUAAUUCUAACUUAGGGAAUUGCUACAAGGUGACUCUGGGACUUGGGGUGUCAUAGUCAGGUAAGUAGUGGAACUUUGGCACCCUGAGUACCCCAAGAACUUAAAUAAAGAGCUGAUUAUAUUAUAUGGAACUGGGGGUUGGAUAUUUGGGAGUCUUGAUUGUCUCAGCAAAAGUAACUAGUAGUAAAAAGUGGAACUUUGGCACCCUGAGUACCCCAAUAACUGAAAUAAAGAGCUCGUUAUAUUAUAUGGAACUGGGGGUUGGAUAUUUGGGAGUCUUGAUUGUCCCAGCAAAAGUAUCUGCCUGCCUCUGUGGCAGAAUUAGGGGACUCUGUGGGCUUCACAGGGGGGUUCCUGCUGUCCCGGGGGCUGUGGGAGAUACAGUAAUAGAAGCCACAGGGAGUACCUGUAGAUAUUGGGGUGCAAACUCAACGUUAGCCCAGUGUCACAACCACCAGCGAGGGGAAUAAAGUGAUCUUUUUGUCAACAGUCUCAGGGAAUCCCUAAGUGUUAGACUGUAUUUGCUUCCUCCGGUGUUGGUAACAUCAGGCACUGGUUACUGAGGGAACAGGAGAGACGGGGAGUAAAUCCGUGGCUGUAGUGAAGGAUCACAGAGAAAACUCGAUGAGGGACGUUACUUCAUGACAGAGAAAGGAGCCUCUGGCUUUAUCCAAGCAAGAUCUGGGAUGCUUAUCCGCACUAUACCGCUUGUCUAGUUCUAUACCCACCUGAGGAUUAACACUUGUUUGGAAUGGCCGCCUACAUCGAAUUUGUGCCCCCUCCGGAAUGCCCGGUGUUCGAGCCCAGCUGGGAGGAAUUCUCUGAUCCCCUGAGUUUCAUCGGACGCAUCCGACCGAUUGCUGAAAAGACAGGGAUAUGCAAAAUCCCACCUCCCAAGGACUGGCAGCCGCCCUUUGCCUGCGAUGUCAAAAGCUUCUGCUUCACCCCUCGGGUACAGCGCCUCAACGAACUAGAGGCAAUGACCCGUGUCAAACUCGAUUUCUUGGAUCAGCUGGGAAAAUUUUGGGAGCUGCAAGGUUCCGCGCUCAGAAUUCCAGUGGUGGAUGGCAAGCUGUUGGGUGUGUAUGCACUGAGCAAGGUGGUUUCCAGUGAGGGGGGCUUUGAGGUUGUCACUAAAGAGAAGAAAUGGUCUCAGGUGGGCAAUCGAAUGGGAUACCAGCCAGGCAAAGGCACAGGCUCUCUUCUGAAGUUGCACUAUGACCGAAUCCUCUACCCCUACGAGCUGUUCCAGUCUGGCGUCAGCCUGAUGGUAAGAAAUGCACCUAGAAUAUUCUAGAGAGAAACCUUCUGUUUCAGUUUUUAGUAAAGGUACCGGUAUAGGACCUGUUAUCCAGAAUGCUCGGGACCUGGGGCUUUUCAGAUAAGGGUUCUUUCCGUAAUUUGGAUCAU
Molecule: messenger RNA, 4701 nt
Organism: Xenopus tropicalis (tropical clawed frog)
Lineage: Eukaryota; Metazoa; Chordata; Amphibia; Anura; Pipidae
Product: lysine-specific demethylase 5A-like
Exons: 4
Coding region: 4043-4588 (181 amino acids)
Biological process (GO): DNA-templated transcription; regulation of DNA-templated transcription
Cellular component (GO): nucleus
Molecular function (GO): DNA binding
Source: RefSeq, a predicted model, not a curated record